AUGGCGACAAAGCCUCUAGAGCCUUUGAAAAGAGUAAAGAAACCUUCCUUUUGCAAGGUCUUGAUUGGGGACUUCCCUACCCAGUUGAGAAUCCCAGAAGCAUUUGUCAAGUAUUUUGAUGGAGAAGUACCCAACAGUUCUGUACUUUGGGGUCCUUCAAUUUCAAGAAAAACUUGGAGGGUUGAUUUGAAGGAAGUUGAUAACAAUUUGUUUUUCCAAAAAGGUUGGAGUGCAUUCGUGCAAGACAAUUCCUUGGAAAUGGGUGACUUUCUACUUUUUCGUUAUGAUGGGAGUUCAAAUUUUUCUGUAAAAAUAUAUGGAAGAGAUUGCUGUGAAAAGAGUGUCGCUGGAGCUAGUAGAACGAGUUAUACACCUGUUUAUGGCAAUGGAAAAGAAGAAAAGGAGAAAAUGAGAAAUUAUCUAAAGAGGAAAAGUGAACAAUUAUUGGUUGGUACUGGAGAAAAUGACGAAAAAAAGAAACGGGGAUAUCAUAAAAAAAUGAAAAGAGAGAGAUUAUUGGUUAGUACUGGAACUAAUGAAGUUGACACCAAGGAAAUUGAAGUAAUAUAUAUUGAUUCUGAUGCUAGUGAUGAUAAUAUUGGCAAGUGUAUGGGGUCAAUACGAAAAGAGAGAACAGGUAUAGAGGUUAUUCCAAGGCAUUUGUCUUGUAAACCUCCAAAUAUUCAAAAGGGUGCUAGAGCUUUUGAAGCAGCCAGCAAAUUCAUCUCAAACUAUCCUUCCUUUCAAGUCUCAAUGUACCCAUGUUAUGUGAAUUCCGAUAAUCUGAAUGUGCCAACUAGCUUCUUCAAGAUAUAUAUGGAAAAGAGGGAACGAAAUGUUACGCUUCAAACUUCAGAUAAGUUGUGGACUAUGAGAUUAGUACGAUAUGCAAACAGCAUGGGUAAAGUCUAUGGCAAGCUAAGACAAGGUUGGCAUGCCUUCGCAAUUGGGAAUGCUCUGAUAGUUGGUGAUGUAUGCGUUUUUGAACUAAUUGACAAGACUAAUGGUCUUUUUAAAGUUAGUAUCUUCAAAAGUUCUAGUUAA
This is a messenger RNA of Quercus robur (English oak), 1044 nucleotides long. Its product is annotated as B3 domain-containing protein Os01g0723500-like. Gene Ontology annotation, molecular function: DNA binding. The record is from RefSeq and is a predicted model, not a curated record. NCBI's taxonomy places the organism in Eukaryota, Viridiplantae, Streptophyta, Magnoliopsida, Fagales, Fagaceae. Bases 1 to 1044 code for a protein of 347 amino acids. The transcript is spliced from 4 exons.